Molecule: messenger RNA, 1107 nt
Organism: Paramecium tetraurelia
Lineage: Eukaryota; Ciliophora; Oligohymenophorea; Peniculida; Parameciidae
Exons: 4
Biological process (GO): cilium assembly; regulation of protein localization
Cellular component (GO): ciliary transition zone; ciliary membrane
Source: RefSeq, a predicted model, not a curated record
AUGUUCAGGAGCCUUUUUAUUUUGUGUAUUUCUCUACAUGGUGAUGAUUAUGCUUCCUUUUUUUAUAGGAUUUACAACUUCAGGUUUGAGUUGUGUUUAUUACUAGAUUUUUGGAUUUUGAAAAGGACAACAUUUCAAACUCCGAAAGUGAGUAGUUUUGAUGAAUAUUAUUUGAAAAUCCUCUUGAGCGACGGGACUCAGAAAACCUAUACGAAUAUUCCUGAAAUAUAAUUAGUAUUGGGGGCAACUUAACCUGGUGCAUUUUAUUUUAGUCAAAAAUCAUUAAGUCAGAAUGAACAAGAUGAAAUUCAAGCCAAAACUAGUAACUUCACUUCUAAUUUCUUCAUUGAUUUGCUCACGGAAUAAGUGAUAAAAUCAAUAAGGGAAAUUCAAAUCCUGAUAUUUUAUGAAUACGAUUUAGAUGAGACUAUCAGUAUGAAUAUGCAGGGAUAUGCCUUUGCAUCUUUGAAAUCUCCACAUGGGAUAUCUUCUGCAUCUACGAUUGGACAGUUGAGAUUGAGUUAGAGACAUCCAAUUUUUUCAGGGAAAACACCAAGAACGAAAUAUAACUAUUCAUCAUACUACAACGGAUUAGGCUAAGUACUCUUAGACCCAAUAGAAAUAAUUGAGAAUACGAUCUACAAUCGAAAUGAGUCAAUCUUUUAUGAUUAUGUGUCAUAUAUAGUUCCUCCAACCACAGCCUUGGAAGUUACAAACACACCUGCAAGAGAAACAGAAUCUGAUAAGGAUUAAUUUCCAAUAGCAUUUCAGACAACCACUAAUGACACCACAACAAAUAAUACAAACACAACUUAAACAGUGGACAUCCAAAAGGGUGUUUAUUUACCUGUUUAUUUGAGUCAUUCUUCAUAAUUAACAAUAAAUAUGACUUUGCAAAUUCCAAAUAAGGAGAUGGUAAUGUAUUAGACGGAGAUUAUUGAAGCCUUGAAAUUUUCAUGGAUGCAGUAUUUGUCGAUAUUCCUAAUAUUUUGGUUUUUUGGUUCAUUGAUUUUGGAAUUUGUUGUGUAAAACAAAGUGUUUGCUACUUAGGCAGUAGUAAACAUUCCUAUUGCUUUGAAAUCAUACUCAAAACUCAAAUUAGAUUGA